Molecule: messenger RNA, 1426 nt
Organism: Carassius carassius (crucian carp)
Lineage: Eukaryota; Metazoa; Chordata; Actinopteri; Cypriniformes; Cyprinidae
Product: GTP-binding protein Di-Ras1-like
Exons: 2
Coding region: 213-809 (198 amino acids)
Biological process (GO): signal transduction
Cellular component (GO): plasma membrane
Molecular function (GO): GTPase activity; GDP binding; GTP binding
Source: RefSeq, a predicted model, not a curated record
GUGUGUGUGAAAGAGAGAGAUAGAGAGAGUGCUAUACAGAGAGAGGGAGAGAGGACUGCCGUUGAGAUUGGACUCUAUCACGUCUUCAUUAUUAGUCUAAAAUGCUUUAGUACCUGCCAUUCAUCUGUGCUGUCAGUCAAAGAUCAGUCACGCGGGAUAUAGCCUACGUUAAGUUCAGGUCUAGAAAGCAGUGGUGCAACUGAAGGCCCAAGAUGCCAGAGCAGAGCAACGACUACCGUGUGGUGGUGUUUGGCGCAGGGGGUGUAGGGAAGAGCUCACUGGUGCUCCGUUUUGUGAAAGGCACUUUCCGGGACACCUACAUCCCAACGGUGGAGGACACGUACCGGCAGGUGAUCAGCUGUGACAAGAGCGUCUGCACCCUGCAGAUCACAGACACAACUGGCAGCCACCAGUUUCCCGCCAUGCAGCGUCUGUCCAUCUCCAAGGGUCACGCAUUUAUCCUGGUCUACUCCAUCACUAGUAAGCAAUCCCUGGAAGAAUUAAAGCCCAUAUACCAGCAGAUUCUCGCUAUUAAAGGCAACAUAGAGAACAUCCCCAUCAUGCUCGUGGGAAACAAAAGUGAUGAGACUCAACGGGAAGUGAAGACCGAAGAUGGAGAGGCCCAGUCCAAGAUCUGGAAGUGUGCUUUCAUGGAGACCUCAGCUAAGACUAACCACAAUGUCACUGAGCUUUUCCAGGAGCUUCUCAAUUUAGAGAAGAAGAGGAACAUGAGUUUGAACAUCGAUGGCAAGCGUUCUGGGAAGCAAAGCAGGGCUGACAAGCUGAAGGGGAAAUGCAGCAUCAUGUAGAGGGCUUGUUAGAGCCUGAACUGGGAUGUGGUGAGAUAAAGUGAAGAUACAGAGUGAUGAAAUAACAAAGGAAAGGAACCGAGGAGAGAAAAAUGAGUGAAGAUGGUGUUAUUUGACAUUUCAUGCUUAUUUCCGAUAACAAGGAUUUUACUCUAACAUCUCAAAUUUCAUCCUUCUCCAUCAGUCUUUAGCCUUUACAAGCACUGACCUGUUCAUAUUGCCUUGUCUGUUUCUAUUGAAGAGCAUGGCCACCUUCUCUCACAUCUGAGAAAUACUCAGAUAGCAAUCGAUUCUUAAACAGCCCUUUUUGAGUUCAUGAUGAAAUUUUUUAUUAAAUAGCUGCUCCUGCAUGGCUAAAACAGAGUCAGGAAUUAACUUAACUUUAAGCUUAGACUUUGCAUAGUGACAACUAAAAUUUAGUUUUGUUUAUUCAUUCAAACGUUCCUGUCAGGUUGAGGAAGUAGUGUCAGUAUGAGAUUAUAUGACAAUAUAGUCAAACCACCCUUUAAUACUCUUUGUUGCAGGCUGUGUAAACCCACUUUUAUUUGUUAUCCUCAUAACAUUUUGAUGAUUACUUUUGCAUGUCCUUAGUUAUCUUAAAUAAUGCCAACAAUAUG